GGGACAAACUGACCGACCCGACCAGAUAACCCAAUUGCACGAAUCUUCUCUCUAUUCUAGACUACAUAACUGAAGCUGACUCUCUCUCCUCCCUCUCUCUCUCUCCUCCCUCUCUUUCAUAUCUCUCCCCCCUCUCUCUCUCCACACACACAACUGAAGCGAUCUAGUUGCUUUUAACUUACACCCACUCCUCUACAGAUCUUCACUUUGACUCAAGAUAUGAGUGAGGUAUUUGAAGGAUAUGAGAGGCAGUAUUGUGAGCUCUCUGCCAAUUUGUCGAGAAAAUGUAAUUCGGCUGCUCUUCUUGAUGGAGAGCAGAAGAACAAACAGAUUUUGGAACUGCAAGCUGGAUUGGAUGAGGCUGAUGUCGUGAUACGGAAGAUGGAUCUCGAGGCAAGAAGCUUGCAGCCAAGUUUGAAAGCUAUGCUUCUUGCUAAGCUAAGGGAGUACAAAUCUGAUCUAAAUAAGUUGAAAAGGGAAGUUAGGAAACUCACAUCAGCUAAGUCUGAUAUUGCUGCUCAUGAGGAAUUGUUGGACUCUGGAAUGGUAGAUGCACAUGCGGUUUCUGUAGAUCAGAGAGAAAGAUUGGCAAUGUCGACUGAAAGACUAAACCAAUCAAGUGAUAGACUCAGGGAGAGUAGAAGAGCUGUGCUGGAGACAGAACAGCUUGGUGUAUCAAUCCUUGAGGAUUUGCAUCAACAACGGGAAACUCUCCUGCAUUCCCAUACAAAGCUUCAUGGCGUAGAUGAUGCGAUUGACAAGAGUAAAAAGAUUUUGAGUGCAAUGUCUAAAAGGAUGAGCAGGAACAAGUGGAUUGUUGGCUCUGUCAUUGCAGCCCUUGUCUUCGCAAUUUUAUUGAUUCUCUACUUCAAGCUCUCACAUUAGGUGCCACCAAUUUGAUCUGGAUUGUUGUGUAUAUAAUGUUAACCUUACAAUUUGCGCUUUUCAUGUCUCUGUAUUACAUUCAAGCUUUGAUCGAACAUUAUGUUAAAUUUGUGAUUAGCCCAUUCUUCAUUUUGGCAAUCUUGUUUGUAUGGGCAAAUAGAUUUUUUUUUUUUAACACUGUGAAAAGUGUCAAAUGUGAUUAUGAGAUUCUUAAUAUGUUUGAUUGGCUA
Molecule: messenger RNA, 1115 nt
Organism: Daucus carota subsp. sativus
Lineage: Eukaryota; Viridiplantae; Streptophyta; Magnoliopsida; Apiales; Apiaceae
Product: vesicle transport v-SNARE 12
Exons: 6
Coding region: 220-885 (221 amino acids)
Biological process (GO): vesicle fusion; vesicle-mediated transport; intracellular protein transport
Cellular component (GO): Golgi apparatus; SNARE complex; endoplasmic reticulum membrane
Molecular function (GO): SNAP receptor activity; SNARE binding
Source: RefSeq, a predicted model, not a curated record